AUGGCGCUUCUUCAGCGUGUGGUGCAGGUCAUGCAGGAGGUGGCCCCGCUAAGCCUCGCAGACCACUCGUGGGACAACGUAGGCGUUCUUCUCGAGUCCCCGGCACCCAACAAGAGCAACGCCCUUAUGCUCACCAUCGACCUCACCCCGGAGGUGAUGGAGGAGUGCCUGGAAAAAAACGUCGAGGUCAUUCUCGCCUACCACCCGCCAUUCUUCCGCCCUGUGAAGCGCUUGACGCUGCAGGAUCCGAAGCAACGAAUUAUCCUGCAGGCGGCCUCGGCAGGGAUGUCGAUCUACGCGCCACACACGUCUCUUGACGCUGCCGAGGGCGGCAUCAACGACUGGCUUGCCUCCUUGGUCGCUGGCGACGGCGCUUACACUGCCAGUCCCAUCCAGCCCACCUCCUCGUACGCACCAAACGCGGCGGAGGCAACGAAGGCGACCGGGAUGGGCCGCCUUGUCAAGUUAAAGGAGGAGGUGGAGUUCUGCUCUUUGGUGGGGUCGCUGAAGCAGCAGCUGGGUCUGGCCACAGUGCGAGUGGCGCUGCCAGACUCAUGGGAACCGUCUCACAAGGUAUCGUCGGUGGCCCUGUGUGCCGGUAGCGGCACCAGUGUGUUUCGGCUGCUGCGCCUCCCAGUGCAUGUGUUGCUCUCAGGUGAGAUGAGCCACCAUGAUGUGCUGGCCGCCACGGCAGCUGGGCAGGCGGUUAUCCUUUGCGAGCACACAAACACCGAGCGUGGCUUCCUUAAAGCGGUGUUGCAACGCACGCUGCAGGCAAAGCUAGAGGGGACUACCGUCCUGGUCUCCGACAAGGACCGCGAUCCACUCGCAGCCUGGUAG
Leishmania mexicana MHOM/GT/2001/U1103 is the source of this 840-nucleotide messenger RNA. Its product is annotated as NGG1 interacting factor 3-like protein. The record is from RefSeq and is a predicted model, not a curated record. Gene Ontology annotation, cellular component: cytoplasm; mitochondrion. The coding region runs from base 1 to 840 and encodes 279 amino acids. NCBI's taxonomy places the organism in Eukaryota, Euglenozoa, Kinetoplastea, Trypanosomatida, Trypanosomatidae. The transcript has a single exon.